This is a messenger RNA of Quercus robur (English oak), 1077 nucleotides long. RefSeq lists its product as uncharacterized. The coding region runs from base 1 to 1077 and encodes 358 amino acids. The record is from RefSeq and is a predicted model, not a curated record. The transcript is spliced from 3 exons. Lineage: Eukaryota; Viridiplantae; Streptophyta; Magnoliopsida; Fagales; Fagaceae.
AUGAAUGUCCUUGCAAAAAAUAUGGAAACAUUUAAGAAAGAUAUUGUUUUGGAGUUGAAGAAUGUCAUUGCAAACAAUAUGGAAACAUUUAAGAAUGAGAUUGUUUUGGAGUUAAAGAAUGUGUUUGCAAACAAUACGGAAACAUUUAAGAAUGAUAUUUGUUUGGAGUUAAAGAAUGUAGCAAAAAGGGAAUGUACUGAACAUAUCAUUGAUUUAGACCUAAAUGAUAUCGUAGAAGACCUUAAAAAUGAGACAAAGGUGCUGCCUAAAAAAGAGUCUACAUCUCUAGUCCAAGAAAAAAUGGACCACGAUGAUACAGUUCAUGUUAAAAAAGAAUCUAAAAAAAAGUCUACAUUUCCAGUUCAAGACAAAAGGCACCAAGAUGAUACAUCCAAACCUAUUUGUUUGGAGUUAAAGAAUGUAGCAAAAAGGGAACAUACUGGACAUACCAUUGAUUUGGACCUAAAUGAUAUUGUAGAAGAGCUUAAAAAUGAGACAAAAGUGCUGCCUAAGAAAGAGUCUACAUCUCCAGUCCAAGACAAAAUGGACCAAGAUGAUACAGUUCAUGUUAAAAAAGAAUCUAAGAAAAAGUCUACAUCUCCAGUUCAAGACAAAAUGCACCAAGAUGAUACAGUACCCAUUAAAAGAGAAUUUAAGACGGUGUCACCAUCUCCAAUACAAGACACAAUAGAGAAUGACCGCAAUGUUCACAUGGUUGGGCUAAGCAAAUCCAUACAAAAACCUGGUAGCAAAACAGUCCUAUCUCGUAAUGUGGAUGUGGAUAUGCUACAAUUAACUUUCUCACAUAACAAUAGAAUUAUUGCAUCAUGUGUUACACAUUCUGCCAAGAGUAAAGUCACCAAAUCUCUAAAACGUAGCCCAAUUGUCACCUCCCAAGCUGUAGUUCCAAAUUUGAAAAAGAUGAAAAAAAUCAAAGAUACAUCCCAGGAAUUUGGACUGGUUGAUGAGGAGAGUAUCAAUGAGUUCGCACCAUUUACUGAAUUGGAGAAGAUCAUAUGCAAUUAUAUUUUCAAUAAGGAUCUAGAUGGGAGGUUUGUCAUUUUUGUUUAUAUAUAG